Molecule: messenger RNA, 530 nt
Organism: Pelmatolapia mariae (spotted tilapia)
Lineage: Eukaryota; Metazoa; Chordata; Actinopteri; Cichliformes; Cichlidae
Product: cytochrome c oxidase subunit 5B, mitochondrial
Exons: 4
Coding region: 46-426 (126 amino acids)
Biological process (GO): mitochondrial electron transport, cytochrome c to oxygen
Cellular component (GO): mitochondrial envelope
Source: RefSeq, a predicted model, not a curated record
CGUCAUUUCCGUGCGCCCGGCCUCCCUGACAGUGAAGAAGGAGAAAUGGCUGCAAGGUUACUGCUCCGCUCCGCCGUUAGAGCCGCGGCAGCCUGCCGCUCUGCCCGGACCCCCGCUCUGAGCCGCGGCAUGGCGGCAGGAGGGAUUCCCACUGAUGAGGAGCAGGCCACCGGGCUGGAAAAGGUCAUCAUGAAGGCCAUGAAACAGGGCGAGGACCCUUACAACAUGAUGAAGCCAAAGCACUAUGCAGGCUCCAAGGCCGACCCCCACCUGGUUCCCUCCAUCACGAACAAGAGGAUUGUGGGAUGCGUGUGUGAGGAGGACAACACGGCCGUGGUCUGGUUCUGGCUCCACGAGGGUGAGGCCCAGCGCUGCCCAUCCUGCGGUGCCCACUACAAGCUGGUUCCCCACGAACUCCCCCAUUGACUCACCACCACCACCUCCUUCUGCGGAGCAAGCGGCACUGUCCGCUUCUCGCCGUCUCCUACUUGACGUACCUGCUGACCUCAUCAGUCAUUGCUUACACGUUA